AUGUCUACCGCAACACUUUCAUCCCACUGUAUGUUCACAAUUGUACCCCCGAGCCGAAGUACAAGUGCCUUUAUCAAGAGCCCAUCCUCUCUAGGAUCUGUAAAGAGCAUCUCGAAAACAUUUGGCUUGAAAUCCACCUAUGGUUUCAGAGCAUCUGCAAUGGCAGUAUACAAGAUAAAGCUGAUUGGAGAGAAUGGCGAAGAGACCGAGUUUGAAGCCCCUGAUGAUGCUUACAUCCUGGAUUCCGCAGAGAAUGUAGGAAUUCAGCUUCCAUAUUCUUGCAGAGCUGGUGCAUGCUCCACCUGUGCUGGGAAGAUUGCAUUGGGUUCUGUUGAUCAGUCUGAUGGAUCCUUCCUCGAUGGGAGCCAAAUGAUGGCCGAUCGAGAAAGCGAGAGGCACCCCAAAAAGCACACUUUAGGCCGAAAGAGAUUUGUACAAAGUGUAAUUCUCCCAAAAGAGGAAAUAAAGACAAAAGAGGGAGGUCAAAGUUGUUAUUCUACGACGAAAAAGGCCAGCAAGAGUGACGAAGCGGAAAAGCUGAGGUGUAAACCGACCUUUUCAGACAUCGAGCGUGGUUCGCGAGGUGGAUCGCGUGACGGCCGUAUUGUUAGCCUCGGAAUUGGAAUUAACUAUGGCCAGAUUGCCAACAAUCUCCCAUCUCCUUCCCGGGUUGCCAUCCUCCUUACAUCUGUCAACAUCAGUAGAGUGAAACUCUACGACGCUGAUCCAAACGUAUUAAGCGCAUUCUCCAAUUCUAAUGUUGAUUUUGUUAUUGGACUUGGGAAUGAGUAUCUUCAGACAAUGACCGAUCCUGUUCAAGCUCAAACUUGGAUUCAACAGAAUGUCCAGCCUUACCUUCCACAGACAAAGAUUAGUUGUAUAACCGUUGGAAAUGAGGUCUUAUCUGGAAAUGAUACUCAGUUAAUGUCCUAUCUCCUCCCGGCAGUGCAAACCAUAUAUGGCGUUCUUGUAAAUCUUGGCCUAAGCAAACAAGUAUAUGUGACAACUGCACAUUCACUUGAAAUUUUAGGUAAUUCCUUCCCACCUUCCGCAGGGGCUUUCCAACAAGAUCUUGCUGAGUACAUCCAACCCAUUCUCAAUUUUCAUUCGCAGACCAACUCGCCGUUCCUCAUAAAUGCAUAUCCAUAUUUUGCAUACAAAGAUGACCCAGAUCAGGUUUCACUGGAGUACGUGCUUUUCCAGCCUAACCCAGGGGUGACUGAUCCAAUUACGAAUUUGAACUAUGAUAAUAUGUUAUAUGCACAAAUUGAUGCUGUUUAUUCAUCAAUCAAAGCGAUGGGUUAUACAGACGUGCAAGUUAAAAUUUCUGAGACGGGUUGGCCAUCUAAGGGGGAUCCCAAUGAGGUAGGAGCUACACCAGAGAAUGCAGAAAUAUACAAUGGUAAUUUGCUGCAGCGGAUAGAACAGCAGCAAGGUACUCCAGCAAAACCAUCAGUACCAAUCGAUAUAUAUGUUUUUGCACUUUUUAAUGAAGAUCUUAAGCCUGGUCCGACAUCAGAGAGGAACUAUGGGCUAUACUAUCCAAAUGGUACUCCAGUUUAUAACAUUGGUUUACAGGGUUAUCUUCCCCAGAUGGAUUACUCAGCUUCACAGAAGAAUGCCUUGUCUAUUUGCACUCUUCUCCUUUUUUCCCUAGUAUCCUUAAUCUAUGUUUAG
Messenger RNA from Ilex paraguariensis (yerba mate), 1677 nucleotides. Lineage: Eukaryota; Viridiplantae; Streptophyta; Magnoliopsida; Aquifoliales; Aquifoliaceae. The record is from the annotation of a GenBank genome assembly.